GAGUCGUGGAAAUGUAUUGCUGGGCUGUCGAGAUCGACUGAUCAAAUUAUCGACACAGAUACAUAAUACAUGGGCUAAACAGGAUGUUAUUUUACGAGUGAUACGUUCUUGGGUUAAACCGCCACCAAAUUACAAACCUCUUCCACAAGAUGAUAAUGUGGAAGAUAAUCAUGAAGACUCACCAUUACUUUAUGAGAAAAACUCUAAACUGGAAAGAGUUUCACAUGGUCGUAAUCCAGUAUUUGUAGGAAAUUCACCAGCAGUUUUUUCUGGCCAAAGGGCAUUACCAUUUGUACCAGUUAAAUCAAGACAAUUUCUUGAUGCACCAGUUAUUGAUAUGACACCAGAAAUGAUGGAUGGGGAAUUCAUUCAAAUCAAUUCUCAUUCAAACAAAAUUGGAACACAAUCAAAAGGUUUAAAAUUUAAUCAAUUUAUUCCAUCAUCAAAAAGUAUUUCAACCCAAACUAAUCGUUGGCCUUCAACAAAAAAUAAUCCAAAUUAUAUAACACAUAUUUCUUCUCUACCUAAAUCAUCUUUUUCAUCAUAUCCAACACAAAAUCCUCAUUCACAUCAAUCAUUGUCGUCACCAACAUCAUCAUCAUCAUCAUCAUCAUCAACAUCAUCUGGAUAUUUUUUCAAUCCAAAUAAAGUUUCAUCAUCUUUACCAGAUUCUUCAUAUGAUACUAUGAUUCGAUUACCAAGACAUGUUUUACAUAAACAAUCAAAUAUAACAAUUUAUCGUUUAAAUCAAACAAUUAAUGAAAUUUAUUCAUCUAAUCAUAGUGAUAAAUCAUUACAUAAAUUAGUUGAACGUUCAAUUAAUACAAUAUAUACAUCAAAUACUGAUCGAAAACAUCGUAAUUAUAAUUAUAAUUCUAAUCAAAAUCAUUUAAUAACUAAUAAUAAUAAUAAUAAUAAUAAAUUAAAUGAAUUACGUAUGGAAGAAUUUCAUUAUGCUGGUAGAGCUGUAGAUAUGGAAUUAAUUACACGACAAUUUGGUAGACCACAUAAUUCAGAUUUACAUUUAGGUGUAUUAGCACAAAUAGCAUAUUAUGUAGCACAUUUUGAUUGGUGUUUUUUUAAUCGUGCUGGUCAUGUACAUUGUUCUGUUAAACCUGAUUCUAUUGUUACAUCUCAAUGGUUUGGUUGUUUUCCUAGUGAAUCAAAAGUAUUUAAAUCAAAUGGUCAAUUAAUAUCAAUGAAAGAUUUAAAAAUUGGUGAUCGUAUUAUAACACAAAAUCCAAUGAAUGGUCUUAUAACAAAUACAUUAGUUUUUGGAUUUCUUGAUUAUGAUCAACAUGCAUGGAGUCCAUUAAUAGAAAUUAAAUAUCAAAUUCAUUCAAAUUUAAUACAACAACAACAAGGGCUACAAGAAGAAGAACAACAACAAGAACAAAAUAGUAUUUAUUUAACUGAAGAUCAUUUAAUUUUUAUAUAUGAUAAUACUACAAUAAGUAAUAAUAAUAAUAUAAAUAGUAUGAAUAAGAAAGCUGUAUUUGCAUCGUCUGUUAAAAAAGGUCAAAUCAUUUUUGUUUAUAAUCAUAAUUAUAAUUAUAAUAAUUCAAAUGAAUUAAUGAAAGCAGAAAUUAUUUCAGUUCAAUUAAGAAAUUCAUUAUUAAUGAAUAAUAAUAAUAAUAAUACUAAUAAUAAUACACCUUAUGAACACCUAUAUAAAAUUGGUUUAUAUGCACCAAUUACUGAUACUGGUACAAUGAUUGUCGAUAAUGUUUUAGUAUCAUGUUUUGCUUAUAUAUCAAAUCAUGAAUUAGCAUCAUUGAUUAUAUGGCCAUGGAAAUUAAUUUAUAAAUUAUUAUUAUAUAUUAAUAUAUUUAUUGAAUUAUUUCAAUCUAAUGAAUAUAAUGAAUCAGAUCUAAUAAAUUCAAAUGGUAUACCGUGGUUUAUUCAAUGGAUUUAUAAAUUAAUGUAUGAAAUUUUACCUGAUUCACAAUUUUAUAAAAGUACAUCUUUUGAUUUAAAUACAAAAUAGCAUUUAUAUAUAAUAUAUAUGAAAUAUAUAAUGCUCUUCAUAUUUCAACUUCAUCGGUAUAUGUGAAACAAUAUAUCACAACGUACAUCUACCUAUCUAUCUAUCCACUCAUCUAUCUAUCUAUCUAUCUAUC
This is a messenger RNA of Schistosoma spindalis, 2120 nucleotides long. The record is from the annotation of a GenBank genome assembly. Lineage: Eukaryota; Metazoa; Platyhelminthes; Trematoda; Strigeidida; Schistosomatidae.